AUGGGUAAUUUAAAUGCUCAACAAGAAUUUGAAAUAAAUACACUGAUUGACAAAUAUAAAUCGAGUUUUGCGAAGGAUAAAUACGACAUUGGAACAGUUAGAGACUAUGAAGCACAUAUCGACCUCCUAACGGACAAAUACUGUAGUAAAAGGCCCUAUAGAUGUUCAAUGGAGGACAAAAAAGAGAUAGAAGAACAGGUGGCAAAAUUACUUCAAAAAAAUCUUAUAGAAGAAUCAUACAGCCCGUUUGCAGCACCAGUAACUUUAGCUUUUAAGAAAGAAGAUAAUAAAAGAAACAGAUUAUGUAUUGAUUUCAGAGAUCUCAACAAAAUAGUAACACCACAAGCUCAACCAUUCCCGUUAAUUGAAGACUUGGUAAUAAAAACAAGAAACUUUAAGUACUUCUCAACAUUAGAUAUUAACUCUGCAUUUUGGUCCAUCCCACUGCGAAUUGAAGACAGAAAAAAAAACAGCUUUUGUUACACAAGAAGGCCACUUUCAAUGGACGUGUCUACCCUUCGGCUUGAAAACCUCUCCCGCAAUAUUUCAAAGAAUCUGUACUGA
Messenger RNA from Parnassius mnemosyne (clouded apollo), 564 nucleotides. Lineage: Eukaryota; Metazoa; Arthropoda; Insecta; Lepidoptera; Papilionidae. The record is from the annotation of a GenBank genome assembly.